Messenger RNA from Pocillopora damicornis (cauliflower coral), 1652 nucleotides. RefSeq lists its product as uncharacterized. The record is from RefSeq and is a predicted model, not a curated record. Gene Ontology annotation, molecular function: mRNA binding. Gene Ontology annotation, cellular component: cytoplasm. NCBI's taxonomy places the organism in Eukaryota, Metazoa, Cnidaria, Anthozoa, Scleractinia, Pocilloporidae. Gene Ontology annotation, biological process: regulation of translation.
AUGGUUAGAGGAAGUACAAUAGGAGACGACAUUGGGAAAAUCUUCGUUGGUGGAUUAUCACACGAGACGACACAAGAAUCACUGAAGAGUUAUUUUUCAUCGUUUGGCGAAGUGACAGAUGUUGUUGUAAUGAGAGACACCGUCACAAAAAAACCAAGGGGCUUUGGAUUUGUGACAUUUCAAGAUCCAAACUCAGUACAGAAGGUUCUCAACCAUCCCGGAUCACAUGUUGUGGACAAGAAACCAAUUGAUCCUAAGCAAGCAGUUCCUCGUGGUCCUGGGCAGGCAGGAUCAGUCUCAGUUCAACCAAGUAGAGACAAUAAUGAAAUGAAGAUUUUUGUUGGUGGAAUUGCCAAUGGAACCACAGAAGAAGACCUCAGCAACUAUUUUUCUGCUUAUGGCAAGGUAAUACAUGUAAAUUUGAUGUAUGAACACAAUCAGCCUGAUGGUACAAAGAGGAUGAGAGGCUUUGGUUUUGUAACGUUUGAUUCAAGCCUACCAGUUGAGAAGACUGCCAAUAUUCAUUAUCACCAAAUCAAUGGAAAAACGGUGGAGGUGAAGAGAGCAGAGAAGCGUGAUACCAAGGCAAUGGGAGCUAUGCAGGGUAUGGGUGGCUAUCAACAGCAACAUGGGGGUCAUCCUGGAUAUGGCGCAGCCGCAUAUGCACAAACAGGUCCAUAUGGCAUGCAACAUCCAAUAGGGAUGGGGCGUGGUUUUCCUUCUUAUGGUGCCAUGGGUCCUGGUGCAGGAGCUGCUACCUCUGGUUUUGCUGGGGCACCAGGCCCAUCUCCUGCAUAUGGAUAUGGUACAACAGCAGCUGGUGUACCAACAGCAUAUGAUCCUAAUGCUGCGGCAGCUGCUAUGUAUGGUCGAGGUUCUGCUGCAGGUUAUGGAACUGGAUAUGGUGGUGCAGCCGGUGUUGCCACCCAACAAGCAUCAGCAUCAGGAGCAGGGGCACCAGGAGGGUACCCUGACUAUAGCAGGAUGCAAGUAUCCCAAGCUGGGCAGCCUGGGGCAGCAGCUGGAGCCCCUCAUGUUGACAGUUCAGUAGCACCAGACUACUCUGCGUAUGGCCUUGGUAACUACCAGCAACAGCAAGAUUUACAGUACGGCCCAACACGGACUUCAUACUCCUCUGAAAGCAACUUUGCAGCCUAUGGCUCUGCUGAGCCCGCUGGUUACACCGGGGCUGCAGCCCCGGCAUACGGGGAAACGUUUGGAAGGGGGACUGCUCCAUCACGUGGAUUUCAUCCGUACGGUCGAUAAAACAGUAGAACGCACGUGAUGGUGAAAGUGCGGAUCUUGUAUCAGAAACCUUCGUUACCUCGUUGCCUCUAUUCUGGAAAAUCUACGUUUUUCUUUUCAUGGCACGCAUUAUGUUCAGAGAAAACGGAAGGAUAAUAGUUUGUAGCUCCAUUACCAUUGUAAAUUGCGAAAGAUGUUUUUUCUUCGUUUUGCUUUUUCAGAUACAUCGACGCCAUAAGCCCAGCUUCUCUUCGGUGAAGCUGGAAAUAGAAGUUAGAAGUGCAGUUGGUUGGCUGUACUUUUAUUUACUUUAAUAGUGUAAUUGGCAGAUUGUAGCCUUGGAAAUAAAUCUUAUUACCUGCGCAGACUCGUUUUAGAAUAAAAUGUAUUUUAACUGCUCAGUGCAA